UCAAUCAUCCAUGGAGAAAAGAAAUCCUUGCAUUGCCAUGGUUCCAUGUCCAGGCUUUGGCCAUCUCAUCCCAGUUGUAGAGCUUGCAAAACGACUUGUCGUUCAUCAUCCUCACUUCCAUGUCACUCUCUUCAUCCCAACACUUGGCCCUCCCUCCACAACCACCUAUUCAAUCCUCCAAUCUCUUCCCCCUCACAUAGACUUCACUAUUCUCCCACAAGUGAAUCAAAACAACAUCCCUCAAAGUGCCGUCCACCCGGCAACACAAAUGCAUCUUACUGUCAUGCUCUCUCUUUCAUCACUUCAUGAUGCUCUGAACUCAUUAAAAUCUCGAGAUCAUCACUUUGUUGCUAUGAUUGUGGAUUUCUUCUCAGUGGAUGCAUUACAAAUUGCGAAGCAAUUCAACCUCAAAUCAUUCGUCUAUUAUGCUUCAGGAGCAACUUCACUGUGUUUCUGCCUCAAUUUUCCCCAACUACACAACGAUCAUGACACUGUUUCUACAGGGUUUCGAGAACUAUCACAACCCCUAAAACUCCCAGGCUGCAUAGCUUUUCUUGGCAAGGAUCUUCCGGACACAGUUCAGGAUAGAUCGAGUGAAUCCUACAAAACAAUUCUGCACAUCUGUAAACGGUUUGAUUUUGCUGAUGGUAUCAUAGUGAAUAGCUUCCAAGAAUUGGAACAAGAGGUAAUAACGGCUCUACAAGGGAGUAACCAUAAAUACCCACCCGUUUAUCCAUUGGGGCCCAUUUUAAAAACUGAAUUAACUGGCCAAAACGAGUCAGAUUUGAAGAGUUUAGUAUGGCUGGACAAUCAAGCACAAAACUCAGUUUUAUAUGUCUCUUUUGGGAGUGGUGGAACACUGUCACUUGAACAAGUUCAUGAACUUGCUCUAGGGUUAGAGAUGAGUGGCCACAAGUUCUUGUGGGUAGUGAGAACCCCAAGUGAGUCUACUUCUUCAGAUUAUUUGAGUGCAAAAAAGGAGGGCCCACUUGAUUAUUUGCCUAAAGGUUUCGUUGAAAGAACCAAAAACCAAGGCCUUGUGGUCCCAUCAUGGGCCCCACAAAUCCAAGUCCUGAGACACGAGGCCACUGGUGGGUUCUUGACUCAUUGUGGUUGGAACUCCACGCUUGAGAGUGUGUUCUAUGGCAAGCCAAUGAUUGCGUGGCCACUAUUUGCAGAGCAAAGAAUGAACGCAGUGUUGAUAACUGAGGAGUUGAAGAUUGCUUUGUGGCCGAAGAAAGAGCACGAUAAUAACAAUGGAAUUGUGGGGAAGGAGGAAGUUUGUGGGAUUGUGAAGAGAGUAAUGGAAGGUGAUGAAGGCAAAGAAAUCAACAGAAGCAUUCAGGUUUACAAGGAUGCUGCUGCAAAAGCGCUUAGUGGAGAUGGUUCCUCCACUAAGACCUUGUCUUGCUUAUUAUCUGAUCUCCUGAAUGGAAAAUGAUUUAAUUCGAA
Molecule: messenger RNA, 1452 nt
Organism: Neltuma alba
Lineage: Eukaryota; Viridiplantae; Streptophyta; Magnoliopsida; Fabales; Fabaceae
Product: hydroquinone glucosyltransferase-like
Exons: 2
Coding region: 11-1441 (476 amino acids)
Molecular function (GO): UDP-glycosyltransferase activity
Source: RefSeq, a predicted model, not a curated record